CUCGAUUCUUCGGUCGCUAACCGACUACGAAGUACGAGUACUCGCACGAGACACGGGCAAGAUCCGGCACUCAUUUGUUUGGAAAAACGUCGGUAAAGUAGAUUUAUUGUUCGAGUGUGCUACCAAAAAUUAUUUCCACACUUUUUGGUUCUUUGUCUAUCGAAUGUUGAGACAGUAAAUAUAGAUUAAUUUUUUUGAACUUUUGAAAAUGAUUGUUUGAUGUGUUUUUAAUAAGCCAAGUGUUUGUUUGGAAUUUUUUGGAUAUAGUCAAUUUUGGAUAGUUUAUUAUAGUAAUUCUAAUUAGUAAGUAAUUGUCAUACAAAAUGGGUGCGAAGCAGUCAAAAAGGUCAGUAGAUAUUACAAAUACCCCAACAAAAGGAGAAGUUGAAGCUGUAGGUGAGGGAGAAGGACGAGUAGUUAAAAUUGGUGAUGCAGAUAUUAAAGCCACAACGAACGGCGCAGUUCCACAUACAGAUUUAGAAAUAGGGGAAAAAGAUGAAAACGAAAAAGACCUCACAGCUGAAAAAGAGAACAAGGAAGAAAACGUAGUAGAAGUAAAAGAAAACGGCGUAUCAGAAUCAGAAGAUGCGAAAACACCAGAAUCCGAAUCCGAAAAUGUAAACGAAUCAGAAAAGUCAAUCGAGAAUACAGAAAACAAAACAGAAGAGACGGCGGAAGCUAAGAAACAGAAAGAAAAGAAGAAAAAGAAAUGGUCGUUUAGAAGUAUAUCAUUCUCUAAAAAGGAUAAAUCUAAACCAAGCAAGGACUCUGAGAAGAACGGUGAUGUUAAGGAAGUAGCGGAAGAGAACGUUGAUGAAUCAGCCACAUCUCCCACAGCUGAAUCUCCAAAAACUGAGAAACCAGAAUCCACAGAAUCCACAGAAGCCGCUACAGUUCUCAACGGAGAGGCAUCAAAAGAUGAAAUCGCCAGCGAAGCACCCAAAACAGAAGCCGCUACACCCGUAGAGGAAGAGCCCAAAAAAGAGGAACCUGUGGUAGAUGAGCCUGCAAAAGAGGAAGCAAAAGAGGAGCCGAAGAUAGAGGAACCCAAGGCAGAGGAACCUAAACCUGUUGAAGAAGCAGAAUCACCUAAAGUCCCCGAACCCGUUACUGAAUCCGCUCCCUCUCCCCCGGAACAAGAGGAACCCGCUACCAUAAAUCCACCAACUGAGGAAACCAAAGAGGUACCUCCUGUAGCUCCGAGCGAAACGUCAAAAGAAGAAGGGGAAAAGGCUGCUCCUGCGGAGGUUGUAACGGUAGAAGAAUAAGUUCAGUCCUUCCACCAAAAGUAAUAAGUUUUUAUACAUACAUUUUAAACAAAACAAAUUGAUCAUAUUUGGCAGUGAUCAAAUAAAUCCGACCAAAUCACACAUGGAAGCUGCCUAACCGACUCUCAUACAUUUAUCCAUUAAAAAAAUGUAAUCAGAAGUUUUAAUACUCCCAUAAUAAAAUAUUUUAUAUUGUCUUUAGAAAUCUGGACAGUUUUUAUAUGUCGUUCAAACGACUUUUUUAAUCGUAUACAAUUUUGUAAUAUAAAAAAUUUAGUGUAGUCUUAGUAUCUAUUUCCUAGGUGAGCUUAUUUUGAAAAAAAAAAAAUCUUGUGUUUUAUCAUCACUUUUAUAUUAUAAAAUAGCCAGUCAAUGAGCAUUGUUACGAAUAUAUUCAUUAUCGUCUCUGCUAUUAUCGCUACCAUAUAAAUAUUCCAAUUAACGAAUGAAUGUUAGACAAAUUCGCAAUAUAAAAUAUUCCAGAGAUCUUUGUUAGACGAGCAUUUAUUAAAUUUUUGCAAUAAUUGGUGCUGUAUUCGUUUUUUUAAACAACAGUUAUUUAAGAAAAACAACAAACUUAAAAUUAAUCUAAAUUUAAAAUAAAAUAUGCCAUCUAAUACUUCUUGAUUAAUUUUAAAGCUCUUUAUUUGUUGUCAAUUUUUUAACAAAAUAUAAGCUGGUAUUGACACGGGUCUUGCUAUUCAAUCAAAAGAUGUGUUUGACUUUUCCCUUUGAUAUUGUUGUUUAUGAACUUGAAAUUAUGUUACCAACCUACGCAUAGACAUAUAUAAUACUUGUAUGUUUAUGCACGUAGGUGAUCAAACUCUAACCAACUAAAUAAUUUCAAAUAUUGGAUAUAUUAUAUUGGGACAUGCUGUAUAUAAAAUGGUCAAUGACUGGUCUAUUUGAAUGUUAAUUAAAAGCCAAACAAUCAAUUUAUUUUAUUUGUAAUUAUAUUCUUAUUUAGCUUGUAUUUAGAUUAGAUACAUAUCUUAUAUUAAAUUAAAGAGAGAGGAAAGUCAUGUACUUGCUCCGUGAAAUUUUUGUAAAUGUAUUAGCUGUUAAAAAUGUUUUUUGAGAAAUAUCGGGCCAAAUUGUCUUCAUUCUUCAAAAUUCAGUUUUAAUCACAGUGCCAGAUCACAACAAACUAAAAUUGUAGUUUUAUUUUGAGGUUCACUCACACAUUUCUUAUAACCUCUUCAAUUCAGUUCUAAAAACGAGUUUUCAAAAAUUAGAAGAUUCGAAUUUUGAAUGAAUAUAUUUUGAAUUUCAUGAAUAUAUCAGUUAAUCUACAGUUAGUUAAUAAAAAGUUUUUGUUUGUUGUGACUCUUAAGGUAUUUUUUUGUUUUUAACUGUAUAAAAGUGUUACGAAAUUUUAAAGAAAGUAUAAAUGUGUAGAAUAGAUAAAUCGGCCGUUUAAGAAAUAUUCACAGUGUGCUUCUUGUAUUUUCUUAUAUAGGCAACUAGUUCACUACUGUUUUUUAACCUAUUCAAUAAAGUAAGUUCUUUCUGUUUCGUUUGUUUUAUCUUAGAUAAUAAUAGAAGAUUUUUGUCAUUUCCUACACUAGUAGUCACAGAAUUGGGAAGAAGACUUAUUGAAAUAUUUAUGCUGAAUUUUCGAUAGGUAGGAUUAUUAAGACAUGAAUUUAACUUGUAGAUAUUUUUGACGUUUAAACGUUGGUAAAAACGUCAGUCGUCUUUCUUUUUUGAUUUUUACGUUUCACUUCUUAUGUUUCAAAAAUAAAAACCUUAUCCUGUAAAAGGUAUAUUUUUACAAGAUUUUUACAAUAUACCUUUUACAAGAUAAGGUUUUAUUUUUUGUGAUUUAUGGUAUACAGCCAGUUACAGGAAUUUUUCCUUGUGAUAUUUCUUAUGUUUCACUUGCUCAGAAAUUUUCAAUAAUGAGUAUUUUGCCAAAAUGCUGUCACAAAGAUUCUAAAACCAUGUAUCCGGUUUGCUCACUCAUUUUCUUUAUUUAGUUCCUAUGACCAAGUGUCCGUUUAUGUUUGAACCGUUAACUGUGGUAAUUGAAAUAUAUCGUCAAAGGUAAACGUUUUCCUAAUAUUCAUCGAUUUUUUGUUUCAAUAUUUCAACUUAUUUCUUAUUCGCAAGUUUAGAAAUAUUAUAUUAUCAAUUUCUAUAGUUUAAGAUAAUCUAUAAAAUAUUGUUAUGGAAUAUCCUUAGCUCUUUUCCAGUUUUCUUUAAAUGGUUCUAGCAUCUUAGUUCCCGAUUAUAAGCAGCAUAUUACUGCCUGUCUUUUUUUCGUCCACGUUUAAAUGAUUCAAUAUUAUUUUCACUUCAGAUGAAUCACGAAAAAUAAUGCACUUUUUAGAAUGACUACGUCGUUACCAACAGUUAGUUGACAGAUCUGUUAGGAUUAGUUAUGUCUCUUUUGUCUGUAGUAAAGAUCUAAAUUUCUCUAAGCAGUCAACAGUAAAGGAUGUUACUGAAUGAGUUGUUUGUAUAGAGUUUAGUUGAAUUAACAUGCCUUAUAAUUUUUCUGUGAUGGAAAAUGUAAUAGUAAGGUAAAUGAAAGGAAUUGUAAAAAGUAGGGAAUUGAUGAUUUGUAUGUUGCUAGUAUCAGUAUGUAGAGUGUAGGACGUGGUCAAAAUAACUUCUAAAUAGUAACGUAACGUUUUGUGUACAUUUUAAAGAGUUUAAAUAUUUACAUUUACAAAUUUGUAUCGCCUAAAUGUGAUUUUACGAAGUAAAAAUGGUUGGUUUUGCAAAAAUUAUAAUAAAAAUUUAAAAUUACACAACGAAAUUUACGUGUCUCGAAAUUUCUACAUUAGCGAUUAAGUUUUUAAUUUUUUAUCAACUCAAAAGUAUAUUCUGUCUCUUGUAUCAGUGUCCCACAGCUAUUUGAUAUUUCGCUAUUACUGUAUCUACCGACUUAUCAAAAAGGCUGUGUGUAGGUAAAAAUGAUUGAAAUAAAAAUCUUCAUGUAUGUGUGAAUGUGUUUAUAAACAUAAAUAUAUAAUUUAGGAUGUUU
Molecule: messenger RNA, 4260 nt
Organism: Diabrotica virgifera virgifera (western corn rootworm)
Lineage: Eukaryota; Metazoa; Arthropoda; Insecta; Coleoptera; Chrysomelidae
Product: A-kinase anchor protein 200-like
Exons: 6
Coding region: 324-1268 (314 amino acids)
Source: RefSeq, a predicted model, not a curated record